UACGCAUGCGCUUUGGAGGAAGCCUGCGAUACGCGUGCGCGCACGCGCAGACCCUGCAGGCGGCCGGCCGCGCAUGCGCUCUUGGUUGGCGGGAGUUUCCGAAGCGGAGGUGGUGGCGCUGACGGCGGGUCGUGCAUCAGACCCCAACCCGUGAGGAGAGGCCGUGGCGACGCAGGAGACCGAAGAGUGACCCAGGGCUACGAAAAGAGUAACCUGCGGCUCUGUGUUUCAGGGACCGAGGCUCCGGGCUGAGCGGACGUCUCUCUGAGGUCAGAAAGUCUCGGACGUGGUCCCGCUUGUUCCCGCUCCAGCCUCUUUGGGCGUUGGACCCCUCGGCCCCGCCCCGCCCCGCUGUCUCUGUCGCCCGCGCUGCGGGGAGGCUGCGGAGAGGCUGCGGGGACUGGAGCGUCCCCUUGGGCGCUGCAGGUUCCUCCCGGGUGAGAGGAAACUUGGAGCAGGCCGCGCCUCCCGUUCAAGAUUUGUUUGUAGAAUCGCCGGUCCAGACUCCAGGACACUGUCUGGGGACACGGCGGAGAGCAGGGGGUCUUAGUCCUGAGUUCGAAUGCCGCCUCUGCUCCAGACUGGCUGCGUAACAAGCUUGGACCAGACUUUUUGCCCCUCUAUAUGCAAAGUAGAAUUAAAUAAUACUUAUAGAGUUGUGAAAAGGAUGAAAUGGAAUGACGAUGCAAAUAAGGCACUUACAUAGCACAGGUCCUGGUACAUAAUAAGCGUUUAACAAAUGUUGCUAUUACUAUCUAAGCUUGAAUCUGUGUGAUACAGUCAUAAGGACUGUGGGAAUUUAGAUCCUUGAGGGACCCCUCUCUGUUCUAUCUUUUCCAGUUUUCCUUUCACAUAUAUUCAUUUCUAUUUACUAAGCAUCCCCCACAUACAGAUUUCUGCUGGGAGAGAGAAGUGAGCAUGGAGGGUAGAGAGAGGCCUCAGACACGUCCCUGUCUUUGGAGACAGUUGUCUGUAGACACUGGGAAUACAAAUGCAGUCAAGCUGGCGAGACAGACAGGGCUCUUCUUCCAGGAUGACUUCAGUAUCUAGAACAGAGACUGCUGAAGUGCUGGAAGAGGAACCAGUGAUGUCUAAGACUCAUGACCAUCAAUUGGAAUCAAGUCCCAACCGGGUAGAAGUGUGUACUAACUCAUCUGCCUCCCUGGACAAGACACAAGGCAUUUCAAAGGAAAGAAUUCAUCUUGGCUCUAGCCCCCCAAAAGGAGGAAGUUGUGAUCUCAACCACCAGGAGGGGCUUCAGUCCAGGUCCCUUCAUUUGUCCCCACAAGAACAAUCUGCCCUUCAGGACAGGAGGCAGUCCUGGCGACGAGCAAGUAUGAAAGAAACGAACCGGCGGAAGUCACUGCUUCCCUUUCACCAGGGCAUCACAGAGCUCAGCAGAUCCAUCAGUGUCAAUUUAGCAGAAAGCAAACGGCUUGGCUCUCUCCUGCUUUCCAGUUUCCAGUUCUCUAUUCAGAAACUUGAACCUUUCUUAAAGAAUACUAAGGGCUUCAGUCUUGAACGUUUUCGAACCAAAGUUUCUUCUCUUUCUGAAGAAUUGAAACAUUUUACAGAUAGACUAGAAAGUGACGGAACUCUACAAAAAUGUUUUGAAGAUCCAAAAGGAAAAUCAUCAGAUUUGUGUCUGGAAACAUCAGUAGCUGAGAUGAAGGAAUACAUAGCAAAAUUUUCUUUAGAACGUCAGACUUGGGAACAGCUCUUACUGCAUUACCAGAAGGAGGCUGAAGAGAUAUUAUCCAGAGAAUCAACUGAAACUAAAAUUACUGAAAUUGAAGUGGAACCUAUGAGAUAUCAUGGGUCUUCCCAGAGUGAAGUUCUUAAUACAAAACCUGAUUACCAGAAAAUAUUACAGAACCAGGACAAGGUCUUUGAUUAUAUGGAGUUGGUGAUGGAUGAACUGCAAGGAUCAAUGAAGCAGCUGCAUGCCUUUAUGGGUGAAAGUACCCAAUGUCUCCAGAAGGUGUCAGUACAGCUCGGGAAAAGAAGCAUGCAACGAUUAGAUCGUUCACCAGCUCGAAAACUGCUCAAGCUUCAGCAACGAAACCCGCCUGCCACACAUUACUCUGGAUCUUGUCAGUGACCUUAUGCAGCCUUUCUGCCACAAGGCUUUCAAAAGAAGAGGGAUGGGAAGAGUGCCCCAGCACAUAGCGACUGUCUGGCAGUCUGAGUUGGUGAUCUCUGACAGUCAGUCUGGAGGCCCUCUUGCCUUUCAGGACAACUGUGAGACUAUAGAGCACUUCAGUUUUUUUCUUAAAGUGCCAGAAUUCAUGCAGUCAAAAGAACAUCAUUGUCAUCAAAAGUAAUUUCCAUGGAAGCCUAGACACUUUUUCCAAGAAUGUGUAAAAUGUUUGAAACUUCUUUUUUGGAAUGACCUUCGGAACUAGUAGCCCAUUCUUUUAAAUAUCUGUGGUCAGAAAUAUUCAUCCUGUGAAGAUGUUUUGCAGUUUUUGAAACAAUUCAGUCAUUUGGGACGAAGUCCAGCGAAACAUUUUGGUCACCAAGUUGGGUUCUGAUUAUCAAGGAAUUGGAUUGACUUUCUGUUGUAGCUUUGAAGGUGGUUUUAGGUAGGUGAGUUUGGAACAUUGUUUACAUCAUUGCGAUAUAUAUAUAUCACUUCACAACAUGUCCAAAUCAAAGGAAAUACUCAUUUUGCAUGUCCUGAUUUAUAGUGUGCUUUAGCUUUUAAUAAUUGAGUUGACAUCCUAACCCUUGGUCCCAUGGCAGGAAGGGGCUAAGCACUCCUUUUCAUUGUUGUCUAUAUGUGUUAAUUAUAAAAUUACCCAUAAUUAAAAACUUUCUCUUGUCUUUUUGUAUAUUUUCAGUUUAUAAAAAAUAAAAGGCCAGGAGGGCUUAGCAGAAAAUAGAAUUCUUUGCCAAGCUGCUAAAGUGAAUAUUAUUAUAGAGAUAUGCUUCAGUAUUAAUUACCAAUAAAACACCAACUAAUUUUUUUAAUUAAAUUGUUUUAUUGAGAUAUUUUUAAUCUUUAUUCUCAGAUUCCUCUAGAAGGACAAAAGCCAUUUCAUUUAAAUACCUAGUUAUAAGCCCAGUCAGAAACCUUGGUCCAAGCACCAGUUAGUGAGAGUUGAUGUCUCUUUACUUUGACCUACAUUCAUUCUUUAUUCAUUCACAUAUAUACUGAGUCCCUGCUUUGUGCUAGGCACAGUUCUAGGAGCUGGAGAGUGCAAAGAACAAAAACAGACAUGGGACCUCCCCUCAAGAAGGAGCUUACAGUCUAGUGAGGACAUAGAGAACAAGAAGAGAAAACUUCUCUGCAGAAAUGAUGUUUUAGCUCAUUUGGGAAGGGUGGAAGAGUUAAAUGGGGCAAGUGUUCCAGGCAAAGGAGUAGCAUUUACAAUAGCCUAAAGAGACAAGGAUGGUAGAACAUUCUGGAACACUAAAAGAAGAUGAGUAAAGUAAGUGUGCUAAGCCCUAGUAGAAGAGCCACCUGAGACAAGGAUAGUUGAAAGUCAUUGGAAGCCUUUAAGAA
Molecule: messenger RNA, 3508 nt
Organism: Choloepus didactylus (southern two-toed sloth)
Lineage: Eukaryota; Metazoa; Chordata; Mammalia; Pilosa; Megalonychidae
Gene: DSN1
Product: DSN1 component of MIS12 kinetochore complex
Exons: 11
Coding region: 992-2101 (369 amino acids)
Biological process (GO): cell division; mitotic sister chromatid segregation
Cellular component (GO): MIS12/MIND type complex
Source: RefSeq, a predicted model, not a curated record